AUGGGGUCGGGGCGCGGGGGGCGGCUGAGCGCGGUGGCCCUGCUGUGCGCGGCGGCGGUGCUGUGUCAGUGGGGCAGCGGCAGCGUCCUCCGCCGCCGCCUCCCCGCGGGGUUCGGGCAGCGGCGGCUGAGCGGCGGGGAGCGGCGGGACGUGCAGCGCGAGAUCCUGGCCGUGCUGGGGCUGCCGGGGCGGCCCCGACCGCGCUCCCCCGCCGCCUCCCGCGCCCCCGCCGCCGCCGCUCCGCUCUUCAUGCUCGAUCUGUACCACGCCGUGGCCGGAGAAGAGGAGGAGGAGGAGGAGGCGGUGUCGCGUCCGGUGCUCACCGGGCUCAGCACCCAGAGCCCUCCGCCGGGCAGCGUGGUCAGCCACGCCGACACCGUGGUCAGCCUCGUGAACAUGGUGGAGCAGGACCGGGACACCUCCUCCCCAAAGCCCUACUGGAAGGAGUUCCGCUUCGACCUGGCUCAGGUGCCCGCAGGGGAGUCGGUGACGGCCGCCGAGUUCCGCAUCUACAAAGCGCGGGGCGUCAGCCGGCACAGCAACAGCACCCUGCAUGUCAGCAUCUACGAGAUCGCUGCCGAGCACGCCAACAGGGAGUCCAACCUGUUCCUGCUGGACGCCCAGCAGCUGCGUGCCGGCACCGAGGGCUGGCUGGUGUUCGACGUCACAGCCGCCAGCAGCCACUGGCUGGUGGAACGCAAGUACAACCUGGGCCUGCGGCUCUACGUGGAGACAGACAAUGGGCUCAGCGUGGAGCCGGGCUCGGUGGGGCUGUUGGGCCGCCGUGGGCCCCGCUCCAAGCAGCCCUUCAUGGUGACUUUCUUCCGGGCGAGCGCCAGCCCCGUGCGAGCCACGCGGGCGGCCAGAGCACCGCGCAGGAGGCAGCCCAAAAAGAGCAACGACCUCCCACACCCCAACAAGCUGCCGGGAAUCUUUGAUGAUGUCCACACUGCAGAUGGGCGGCAGGUCUGCCGGAGGCAUGAGCUCUAUGUCAGCUUCCAGGACCUUGGCUGGUUGGACUGGGUGAUCGCCCCCCAGGGGUACUCAGCCUACUACUGUGAGGGGGAGUGCGCCUUCCCGCUGGACUCCUGCAUGAACGCCACCAACCACGCCAUCCUGCAGUCCCUGGUCCACCUGAUGAAGCCCGAGGCGGUGCCCAAGGCGUGCUGUGCGCCCACCAAGCUCAGUGCCACCUCUGUCCUCUACUACGACAGCAACAACAACGUGAUCCUCAAGAAGCACCGCAACAUGGUGGUGAAGUCCUGCGGCUGCCACUGAGCACCUGGGGGGAGAUGGGGCACCGGGCAUCCUUGCUGUGUGUGGGGGGGUUUACUGCAGCAGCACCGGGGCUGCCCACCCAACACACCACCACCCUGUCUGCCCAACCCUUUCCCUUCCCAGAAGUGGAUGUAAAUAAUAUAAAACUUCCCUUCUCUCACCACACGUAAUGAGAAACAUCCAUACUAUACAUGCAUAGAUAUAAAUAUAUAGAGGAAGAGGAUUUGUGGUCGGUGACGUCGGGCCGUGGCGGAUGUGCGGUGCCCGGGGUGAGGCAGGGCGGCUCCGAGGACAGCUGGGCAGCCCGGCUCCAAGCAGGGCUUUCAGUUCCCUACACAAAAACACCCUCAGCCAAUUAAGUAGCCGGCUGACUAACAGGCUCCUGUUUACUUAGAGUUCACAAAACUCAGCCAAGGGGAAAAAAAAUAAUACAUAUUGAGCUACAACACUGUUAUAAAAUAAAU
This is a messenger RNA of Phasianus colchicus (ring-necked pheasant), 1742 nucleotides long. Its product is annotated as bone morphogenetic protein 8B-like. The record is from RefSeq and is a predicted model, not a curated record. Gene Ontology annotation, molecular function: cytokine activity; growth factor activity. Lineage: Eukaryota; Metazoa; Chordata; Aves; Galliformes; Phasianidae. Gene Ontology annotation, cellular component: extracellular region.